AUGGCGCCAAUGAAGACUUUCUCUCCUCUUGUUCUCGCCGGCUUUGCCGCCGCGAGGCAAUGCUCUAAUUUCCUAAUUCCAGUGGACAUCGCAUCCAGGCAAGGCCAAUUCGCGGAGAUUCCGGUCGAAGGCAAUCUGGAUAUCGGGGCUUUUGCUACGAGAUUCAACCAAUUCGGAAAGAACUAUACCGCAACCCUGCUUCAGGGCUACCAAACGCUGAAGGGCAGCUACGAGAUUUCAGCACAGCACUGCACACCGGACAGCGGUAGCAGUGACACUGUUCAGGUUCUUUCCCAUGGUAUUGGGUUUGAUAAGACAUACUGGGAUCUGGACUACAACAACUACAAUUACAGCUACGUCAACAAUGCCCUGGCAGCGGGCUACAGCACACUCGCCAUUGACCGUCUGGGCGUUGGCAACUCGUCCCACGGCGACCCGUUCAACGAGAUUCAGGCUCAGGCAGAGGUUGAAGCCCUCAAUGCUGUGACGACGAAGCUACGCAACGGCGAGAUCCCCCAAAUUGGACAUUCAUACGAAAAGGUUGUUCACGUCGGACACUCCUUUGGCUCUGUACAAUCUUACUGGCUUUCUGCCCUAUACCCCAACAACACCGAUGGCGUAAUCCUCACCGGAUACUCUGUGGCUUCCCAGUUCCUGUCCUACGUGAUCGCUGGGUGGAACCUGCACAGCGCCCGCCUCAACCAGCCUCUGCGCCUUGGAAACGCCUCCAACGAGGAAGUGAUGCAAUUGGCUACGAGUACUGGAUUGGGAAUGAACCUCGUUCCUGGUCUCCAGAAACUUCUCGCAAGCGCUGGCAUCGAUCUUACGACCCAAGAGAUCUGGAACCAAGUCGCAACCACCGAAGUCCUUGAUUUGAUCACUGGCUACAACAAGAGCGGCAUGCCACUCGACUACCCAUCCGGCUACAUGGUCUCUGCAGACCUGACCAACCUCCAAUACGCUUUCCUGUUCCCCGGAAUGUACGACAUUGGGAUUGCUCUUGCAGGCGAGCAGACGAAGCAGCCCGUCACUGUCGGUGAACUUCUCACUAUUGGCAGCGCACCCGCGAUGAGCCCCUUCACCGGACCAGUUCUGGUUGUCACUGGCGAGCACGAUGUACCGUUCUGCGGCGGAAACUGCUAUGCACCCCUUCCAAAUGCCACUGCUGCCGAUAUUCCCGCCGGUGUUGUAGCCGCGUUCCCCAAUGCGUCUGCUUUCAAGUCGCACAUCCAGCCCGGAACAGGUCACGGCCUUACUUUCCACUACAAUGCCACUGCUGGUUACCAGGUCAUCCAAGACUUCUUGGCCAGCAACGACCUUGCUGCUUAG
Molecule: messenger RNA, 1329 nt
Organism: Dothidotthia symphoricarpi CBS 119687
Lineage: Eukaryota; Fungi; Ascomycota; Dothideomycetes; Pleosporales; Dothidotthiaceae
Product: alpha/beta-hydrolase
Exons: 2
Coding region: 1-1329 (442 amino acids)
Source: RefSeq, a predicted model, not a curated record